AUGUCGUCCAACAGUGACGACAGAGCCCACGAGGCUCCUGAGAUUCAGGACGCCGGGGCGACGCUGACCCAUGAGAAGAGCCACCACUUUGUCACUGAGUCCGGCCACGAUCUUGGCCACACCGAAUCUGCCGUCCACCAUCUCGCCGAGAAGCUUGGCGAUGGCAUCGGCGGAACCGCCCCCGAGGCGGAUCUGGUGCACAUCAUGGACAAGAUUGAUACUCUCACCAUUGACGAUUGCAGAGAAAUUACCGAAAAGAUGCUCCACGAUCACGAGUUUGACUACAACUUUUCGCCCACGCUGCGCGAGAAGCUGAACCGCCUUCUGGACGGCCCAACCAAGGAGCAGAGCCAGGACGAGUGGGAGCUCGAAUUCAAAACCGAGGUUGCUGUCUGCAAGUUUUACUCUCCAUACCCCGAAGUCCGCGCCAUCACGGAGCCCUACGAUGACAUUGACUUGCCCUGCGAGACUAUCCGCGCACACUUGCUCGGCUACAUUUGGGCCGUCGUCGCCCAGUUCACCAACUCGCUCUUCAACUCUCGCUUCCCCGCCGUCACCAUUGCUUCUGUCGUCGUUCAGGUGUUCCUCUACCCUUGUGGUAUGCUUCUUGCUGCCAUUCUCCCCGAUUGGGGUUUCAACUUCCGUGGAAAGCGUGUCUCUCUCAACCCUGGUCCAUGGUCAUACAAGGAGCAGGUUUUGGCCACCGUCAUUGUCGAUGUUGGCCUGACCUCUGCUUACUGCUUCUGGAACAUUCAGACCCAGACUGUCUACUACAAGGACCAAUGGUUGACCCCUACAUACGGCUGCUUGCUGCUGCUUUCUACCCAGCUAAUGGGCCUCGGUUUCUCCGGCCUGAUUCGCCGCUUUGUUGUCUAUCCCGUCGAGACCAUUUGGCCCAGCAUCCUCCCUACCCUCGCCCUCAACAGAGCCCUACUCGUGCCCGAUCGCAAGGAAACUAUUCACGGCUGGAGAAUUACCCGAUACAAGCUUUUCUUCAUCAUCUUCGCAGCCAGUUUCUUCUACUUCUGGCUCCCUGGCUAUCUUUGGACUGGUCUUGCUAUCUUCUCUUGGAUGACUUGGAUUGCGCCCAACAACUUCAACCUGGCCAUGGUUACAGGCGGCAACUCUGGUCUCGGCUUCAACCCUCUCCCCUCGCUUGAUUGGAAUACCUCCACCAACCUCAUCCUUCAGCCUUUGGCGUGGCCGUUCUUCUCUGUGGCACAACAGUACGCAGGCGCCGUGUUUGGUGGUCUUCUUAUUCUUGCCCUCUACUACACCAACACCGCUGGUUCCGCCUAUCUACCUAUCAACUCUUCUGGUAUUUUCGAUAACCAAGGCAAUAGGUACAACAUCUCCAAGGUCCUUAUUAAAGGUACGGCCAUUCUUGAUGAAGAGAAAUACAAGGCGUACUCUCCGCCAUUCUACAGUGCUGGUAACUUGAUUGUGUACGGUACAUUCUUUGCAUUUUACCCUCUCACAAUGGUCUUUAUUCUCUUGGAUGCGUGGCGCCCACUGUCCUCCGCCUACAAGGCUGUCGGUAGAGCCAUGGUCUCAACCACCCGCCGCAUCUUCAGCCAGACUGGAAAGGCUCUCGGGGCAUUGGCCAAGGGUAGACUUAGAGAGGCUGGUUCUCACAUCUACAACAUGUUCGAUGAUGGAACUUCCAUCUACGACGAGUUUGAUGAUCCUCUGACCAACAUGAUGCGCAAAUACCCUGAAGUGCCUGACUGGUGGUUCCUCAUGAUUGCCCUCAUCUCCUUCAUCUUUGCCAUCAUCAUCCUCACCCAGUACCCUCAGUUGGAUACCCCUGUGUGGACCAUCUUCUUCGUCAUCGGUCUCAACCUCGUCUUCCUCAUUCCCAUGUCGUACCUCUACGCCAUUUCAGGUACUACCGAAGGACUCAAUGUCGUUACUGAGCUUAUCGUCGGUUAUGCUCUGCCCGGUCACCCUGAGGCUCUCAUGUUCGUCAAGGCCUUCGGCUACAAUAUCAAUGGUCAGGCCGAUACCUAUAUUUCUGACCAAAAGAUGGGCUUCUACGCCAAGGUUCCCCCUCGUGCCAUGUACCGUGGACAAGUCAUCAGUUCCGUCAUCACCGCUCUGGUGGCCUAUGGCGUCGUUCAGUUUGUUGACACCGAUAUUGACGGUAUUUGCACGCCAGACCAACCCGCCAAAUUCAACUGCGCAAAUGGAUCGCAAGUUUACUUCUCUGCAUCCGUGGUGUGGGGUGCCAUUGGUCCCCAGAGAAUCUUCUCGCAAAUCUACCCUGCUAUGAAGUACUGCUUCCUCUUGGGUUUCCUUCUUGCUCUCCUUUGGUGGGGUCUUAAGAACUACGGUGGUGCUAUCCGCAACGGUGCCAAGCGUGUUCUCCCUUCAGCCCUCUACACUCCCCUCAACUGGGUUCUCUUCAAGCCCAUUGGUGCGUUCAAGCACGUCCAUCCUUCUCUGGUCCUCAACGGCAUGCUCUUUUGGGCUCCCAACAACCUUUCCUACCUUACCGGUGCCUUCUACGCGAACUUCUUCUUCAUGUACUACCUCCGAAAGUAUAAGACUGCGUGGUGGGAGAAGUACAACUACAUUGUUGCGGCUGGUCUCGCGGGUGGUGUUGCCUUCUCCGCCAUUAUCAUCUUCUUUGCUGUCCAGUAUCACGAGGUCGAUGUAACGUGGUGGGGCAACACGGUGAACAGUCUCGGCGUGGAUGGUGGUGCAGAGGGUGCCCGAUCAACUCUCUUGGAAAUUCCUCCCGAGGGCUUCGGUCCCAAGAGCUGGUACUAA
[Torrubiella] hemipterigena is the source of this 2772-nucleotide messenger RNA. NCBI's taxonomy places the organism in Eukaryota, Fungi, Ascomycota, Sordariomycetes, Hypocreales, Clavicipitaceae. The record is from the annotation of a GenBank genome assembly.